AUAGAUUUAACCUAAAAAUGUCAAAAUGUCAAAUAAACAAGCACUGCAUUUAAUUUUAAGAUUUAAAGAAACUCCGAUAAAAUGAAGAAAUAUUGCCAGUUAUUGCUUUUAAUAGGUUGUAUAUUAAGUUUAACGUUAUUAUUGAUAUACAGACAUCAAUAUAAUCGAUUACAUUAUGUUUUGGAAGUUUUUAAUUUUUUUGGUCAACCAUGUAACAUUUCCGAAUUGGAAUUAACGGAAAACGUUGCUGUCCAACACGAUUGGGGCCCAGUACCUUUAUGGCAAUCUCAUGGACCAAUUCAUACGUAUUCUGGGUAUUGGAUGAAGAAAAAUGUUAAUGAUGAUAAAAGUAAAGGUUAUGCAGAAGUUAUUGUAGCUAAUCGAGAGAAGACUUAUAUGAAAGGGUGUUACCUUUGGGAAGAAAACGAAAAGAAUCCAAUUAUUGGUAAAUUUAUGUAUUCAAAAAUAUCAGAAAAUUUGUAUUUUUAUAGUUGUUAUACUGACGGUUUAGAAAAGAAUCCGUAUGCAGUCUCUUUUUUGGGGAAACUUAAAAAUCCUAUAAGAAAAAUCUUAUUAAAGACGCCAUCUGAAAAGAUUUCCUUUAACACAACAGUUUGUGUGCUUCCUUCUGCUAAUUUUAGUAAAAAUGAAUUUUUGGAAUUUUUAAGCUUCCACACACUUGUUGGGAUAGAUUCCUAUAUUUUUUAUACAGAUAAUAUUUCGCAUAGACUCCAAAAAAUUAUCGUUAAUCUUUCUUCAAGACUCAAUAUUAAAGUAACAUUUUUUCCUUGGAACCUUAACGUUUUUAAUCAAAACUUUACCAGGGACGUAAUAGAACAAGAUUGCCUUUUAAGAGCUUUAUCAAACAGCAAAAAUGUUAUAAGCUUAGCUUUAAAUGAAUAUUUAGUGCCUUCCGCGCACAUAACACUUAACGAACUCUUUAACAAUUACCAAUCAACACCAAGAAUUCGAUUACCUAUUCAAACUUUUUGCAUUCGAAAUAUAAGACAAAAGAAACCAAUUGCGCUUCAAAAUACCGAAGUUACUUAUUUUAACGAUAAUUCUAUCCGUAUGGUUUAUAGAAAUGUUAAAGAUCAUGUAAACCAUGGGGUUAAAUCGGUUAAUAAACAUACAGCUUCUAUUCAUAAUUAUCUUAUUUGUAAUCAAAGCGGACGUAGUUAUAAUGAUAACAUAAUGUUAAGAUAUUCAACUGAUUUUUUAAGAUCUACUUUAAUGCAGUUGUAUUUACAUGAUCAUAUUUAAGAUGAUUAUAUUAUUCAAUCUACAUUAAUAAAUAAUGUAUUUAUCUGAA
Molecule: messenger RNA, 1312 nt
Organism: Onthophagus taurus
Lineage: Eukaryota; Metazoa; Arthropoda; Insecta; Coleoptera; Scarabaeidae
Cellular component (GO): cytoplasm
Source: RefSeq, a predicted model, not a curated record